Leptonychotes weddellii (Weddell seal) is the source of this 408-nucleotide messenger RNA. RefSeq names its product PIK3R3 upstream open reading frame (gene P3R3URF). The record is from RefSeq and is a predicted model, not a curated record. Lineage: Eukaryota; Metazoa; Chordata; Mammalia; Carnivora; Phocidae.
UACAGAAGCUCCCUGUGCCCAUGGGGCCUUCUCAGCCUGUCCGUGCGCCUCGGCCCCGGGGCCUAAGAUCCCCCUGCCGCAGGCCAGGGCUGGGCUGGCGUGGGCCUCGAAAUCCCAGGAUGUUCAAGUGUAGCCGCAGAAGGUACCGGCAGAAGCCCCAAGGCCCAGCUGCCACCACUGCAGCCACCAAUCCUGCCACCGUGGCCACAGAUAUCAACAGCACUCCUACCGCCACCACCAGCGUGUGGAUCCUUCCGCCACAAAUUCUCAGACACCUUUGUCAACCUGGCAGCUUUCUGAUCUUCUAGAAAUGUCCAGAAACUAGUCCAGAAGCUUGGCUGGCUCCGGACCUGCAUCUUCUAGGGGCCAUGAGUGGUUGACAGCAGGCAAAUACAAUCAUUUCUGCUC